Neofelis nebulosa (Clouded leopard) is the source of this 3840-nucleotide messenger RNA. It is a transcript of the gene PLAGL1, whose product is annotated as PLAG1 like zinc finger 1. The transcript has 3 exons. NCBI's taxonomy places the organism in Eukaryota, Metazoa, Chordata, Mammalia, Carnivora, Felidae. The record is from RefSeq and is a predicted model, not a curated record. Gene Ontology annotation, molecular function: DNA-binding transcription activator activity, RNA polymerase II-specific. The coding region runs from base 1524 to 2921 and encodes 465 amino acids.
AUUUUUAACUUAAAAGGAAUGCUCUCCUACAAAAUAAACAGACAUAGCUUUUUUUUUUUUAAUCAAAUUAAGAGAACAGGCGACCAAGUGCAUAAAUCACAUAGGUAGGAUAUAAUUGGCUUUGUUUCAUAGUAAGCUUACCUUUGUGCUGGUUAAGAAAAUCCUAAAAACCUUUACCCCUAUGAGAAUUGACUGGUUGGAAUAGUCCUAAAUUGGAAGAAGCCAAGUUUUGUAAUUAAUUGGUGAAUAGAGAUACUGGUUUCCGAAUGCUCACCAGCGAUCAGUGGUAACAAAGCUGGCCAUGGACUUGGCUCUGGAGAACUUGGUGAAAACGUGAAUGCCCAGUGCCAAAGUGAUGUUACGGCAUUCUGUGCUGCUUUGUGCUGUGGCCUCGGAAUCUGUAUUUUUAAAAGAUGUCUCUGGCAAUUCUAAUGCAUAGCCAGGUUUGGUAACCACUGAAUUGUGUAUUCAAUUUGGAGACCUCAGCCUUUUCACCAUCUGAUGAAUCUAUAUGUUUAUUUGAAGCUUUUGAAAAUGAAUGCCUGCUGGUUAUUGCUUUUUUCAGUUCACAAUUUGUUUCCGGUUCUGUUAUUGCAUAGAUUUGCAUACCUGUUUUAUAGUAUUCUAAUACUGUUGCUUUAAAAAAAAUACCAUUUCCUCUCUGUGCUCUUUUGAAUAUUUGAUGUAAACAAUUUCAUGUUUUGUUUUGUUAUUUUCCCUACUUGCAGAAAGUAGGGGAAAACUCCAGGGUUUUUCUAACCCAAUUGUAAUAUAAAUACUUAAAGAUCUUGGUCAAGGUAAUAUAAGGUUGAAAAUCCUUUAAGUUACAGCAUUAUGAACUUCAUCAUACCUUUAAAAUAUAUCAGAUGAGCUAAAUGUUUAAGACUUUGGCCAGAUGGUCGAUCUGAGGCAUUUAAAAGUUAAUGGUUGUGUGUCUGUUGAAGUAUCCUACUACAGGAUUUUAACACUUAAAAUUGAUCUGUCAAUGAAAAUGCGUGAAAGGGCAGUCAGAAAUCUCUGUCAGUCAUCAAUUGUGUGUAUGUGUUCUUGAAGUCAGGCUCAAGCUGCAACAUGAUGGGGGGAAAUGUUUUCCUAGCUUCAUUCACUGAAGGUGUGCAAGAUCUCUUCUUACAGGUUUGAGUCGUCAGACAAACUUCCGAGGGGACUCCAUGACCACCUGGAAGCUGGUGUUUCCUGUCACCGAGUAGACAGUCUGGCGAUCCAGAACAUGCCCCAGCUCUGGUGAUGCUCCUGGAACCUCAUCUGUGCCUCCGACAUUCUCCCAGCCUGAGACUGCAUCUAUAAAUUGGGAUGUGGGAAAGCAGGAAGCAAAGCUCAUGGUAACUGAGAGGCCCAUGUCUGGGUAGAACCAGGCCCAGGACCACGACGCUGCCUCUCCCCUGGUCUGGAGUUCAGGCUGCCGUGGCUCUGCUCAUGUGCUCAGCACCAUCCUUCCAUUUGUGCUUAAAUGGCACAGCAUUUGGUCAGCGCAUCUGAAAAGGAAGGUGUGAGAAGUAAAGCCCAUGGCCACCUAUCCCUGCCAAUUAUGUGGCAAGACGUUCCUCACCCUGGAGAAGUUCACUAUCCACAAUUAUUCCCACUCCAGGGAGCGACCUUACAAGUGCUUGCAGCCAGACUGUGGCAAAGCCUUCAUUUCCAGAUAUAAAUUAAUGAGGCACAUGGCUACCCAUUCGCCCCAGAAAUCUCACCAGUGUGCUCACUGUGAGAAGACGUUCAACCGGAAAGACCACCUAAAAAACCACCUCCAAACGCAUGACCCCAACAAAAUGGCCUUUGGGUGUGAGGAGUGUGGGAAGAAGUACAACACCAUGCUGGGCUACAAGAGGCACCUGGCCCUCCACGCGGCCAGCAGUGGCGACCUCACCUGCGGGGUCUGCGCCCUGGAGCUAGGGAGCACCGAGGUGCUGCUGGACCACCUCAAAGCCCACGCGGAAGAAAAGCCCCCCAGCGGCACCAAGGAGAAGAAGCACCAGUGCGACCACUGUGAGAGAUGCUUCUACACCCGGAAGGACGUGCGGCGCCACCUGGUGGUCCACACAGGCUGCAAGGACUUCCUGUGCCAGUUUUGCGCCCAGAGAUUUGGGCGCAAAGACCACCUCACGCGACAUACCAAGAAGACACACUCGCAGGAGCUGAUGAAAGAGAGUCUGCAGUCUGGAGACCUUCUGAGCACCUUCCACUCCAUCUCUCCCCAGUUUCAGCUGAAGGCCGCCCCGCUGUCUCCCUUCCCUCUGGGGGCUCCCGCGCACGCGCAGAACGGGCUCGCCAGCGGCCUGCCCGCCGAGGUACACGGCCACGCCCACAACCCCUCGGAUCCAGCCUCCCAGCCUGUACAGGCGCUGCCGGAGCCCCUGGCCCCCCUCCACCCCGUAACCUCUCCCAGCUCCCCUCCCACGCCCCUCCAGAAUCACAAGUACAACACCAGUUCUACCUCAUACUCCCCACUUGCAAGCCUGCCCCUCAAAGCAGAUACUAAAGGAUUUUGCAAUAUCAAUUUGCUUGAGGACUUGCCUCUGCAAGAGCCUCAGUCACCUCACAAGCUCAACCCAGGUUUCGAUCCGGCUAAGGGAAGCGCUGGUAAAGUGAGCCUGCCCAAGGAGCUACCUGCAGAUGCUGUGAACCUAACGAUACCUGCCUCUUUGGACAUUUCCCCCCUGUUGGGCUUCUGGCAGCUGCCCCCUCCUGCUACCCAAAACGCCUUUGGGAAUGGCACUCUCACCCUGGGGCCUGGGGAGUCUCUGCCGCACAGGUUAAGCUGUCUGGGGCAGCAGCAACAAGAUCCCUCACUAGCCAUGAGCACUAUGAGCCUGGGCCAGCUCCCCCUCCCCCCCAUCCCCCAUGUUUUCCCAGCUGGCACCGGCUCUGCUAUCCUGCCUCAUUUCCAUCAUGCAUUCAGAUGACUGGUUUUUAAAGCGUCCUUUUCUGAUUCUGGAAGAUGUGUUUUAAGGAGCAUGUAAGCAUCAGUUAUGCUACAAGGAGAGAUUUGGAAAGCGGGACUGGAAAUGCGGCUAAUUCAGUGAUGACUGGCUUGAGAUAAGAGAGUUCUCGAACUGCAUGUAUCGUGCCAAUUGUCCUGAUGAGUGUUCAUGCUUUGUACCAAAUUUGAUAAGCAAGUAUUCUUUAAUGGAACUGCAAAUAUUGUCAGAACCGACAUCCAAACGAGGGCUGCUAUAUAUAGGUGUUUGUCAAAUUGAAUUUAAUCGUAAGCCAUGAUCAUAAUGUUAACUAAUUUUAUGUGGCACUGCCUAGUAAAGGGAACUAUGGGAAGGUUUGGCUUUCUCCAAAAUGGGAGAAUUUUUAAAAUACAAAAUAACCUUUAUAUUGCAUAUUAUAACUAGGCUGUGUAUUUCUUUUCAGGGAUUUUUCUACCUUCAGGGUUGGAUGUAGUUUAGUUACUAUUGCCAUAGCCAACCUGUAGUUUUACAGAAACAAUUUCUUGUGGAAUAAUAGACGUCUCCAUUUUAAAAAAGCAUUUUAAAUGUAGUUUGAAUAUUUUCCACAAGAUGCUACAAUGUGAGUUAUCACUUCAUGUAUCUUAAAAGACUAAACUGGUUGUCAGUUACAUCUGACAGAAAAAAAAAAAAAUCACUGUGUAACCAGGUUAAGUGGUAAAAUAAUCCAGGCGUCAGUCAAAAGAAAGCAUUUUGCUGACUUUAAUAUUGAUUAUAUUUUUAACAGGAAUUUAAGAAAAUAUUACUGGAAUUUUAAAAAAUAUAUAUAUAUAUAUUAAACAAGAAUUUUCUUUGCUCUGUCUGGCUUAAAAUACUACUCUGCUUAAGUAUUAUUUUUAAUCACCAAUAAAUGCAUUUAAAUUCAUCA